Daldinia caldariorum is the source of this 2142-nucleotide messenger RNA. RefSeq names its product DEAD-domain-containing protein. The record is from RefSeq and is a predicted model, not a curated record. Gene Ontology annotation, biological process: poly(A)+ mRNA export from nucleus. Gene Ontology annotation, cellular component: nucleus; cytoplasmic stress granule. NCBI's taxonomy places the organism in Eukaryota, Fungi, Ascomycota, Sordariomycetes, Xylariales, Hypoxylaceae. The transcript has 4 exons. Gene Ontology annotation, molecular function: RNA binding; RNA helicase activity; ATP binding. The coding region runs from base 483 to 1862 and encodes 459 amino acids.
AUAACCCCACUAAACAUGUAUUAAGUAGCCACAUUUGCCCCACCAACGUUACUAUGUACAAGUACCUACCUGUAUUAACAGCUUCAAUGGAAAAAGCUCUAUCUGAUUUACAUCCCGGUUUUUAUAAGACAUCGUUGGUGCCUUGUAGACUGCACGUCGCAAUCUACGUACCUAGGUAGCUUUGCCGCCGUUUUCCCAUCAUUUUAUGGUACAAAGAUCUUGAGUGGGCAUAUUUGCUAAACCUUAGAAUUCUCGUAUAUUCUAAGGCUUCGUCUUUGUCGUCCUUACCUUAGGCACAGAAUCACCCCUCCAUUUCCGUCCUCUUUCCUAAACCGGCAACGUCGACGCUACCGAACGACCAGAUAUCCCAACUCCGCAUUUGAUCUCUUGAUCUCGACACUCUCCGAGCAUAAACAUCGUAACUACGCGCAUCGCCUAUAUCGAUACCUCGCCACGCGCGUCGCAUAUCGUGACCCUUCGCCAUGGCCGAUCUAGCUAGUCGCAUUAGCCAGCCUGCUCCGGCUGAGGGACAGGCCCAGCAGACCGAUGAUUCUAGGCUCCAAGAAAACAGUUACGAUGUUGAGGUCCAGCUCAGUGACCUUCAGGGAGACACAGAUAAUCCCCUAGGAUCUGCUCAUACUUUUGAGGAGCUUGGGCUUCCCGCAGAAGUUCUUAAGGGUCUUUCGGCGAUGCGCUUCCAGAAACCAUCCAAGGUUCAAGAAAAGGCCCUGCCCCUUAUGCUCGCCGAUCCUCCUCGGAAUAUGAUUGCUCAGUCUCAGUCUGGAACCGGCAAAACGGCAGCCUUUGUCACCACCGUACUAUCCCGCGUCGACCACACUAAGCCAUCUCAGCCUCAGGCUCUACUCCUUGCUCCCAGCCGUGAGCUUGCUCGUCAGAUUGAGUCGGUUAUUGGCCAUAUCGGCCAAUUCCUGCCCAACUUGGCUGUGGCAGCUGCUAUUCCCAGCUCCAUUCCCCGCGACGGACGCGUCGACAAGAGCAUUGUUGUUGGUACACCAGGGACCGUCAUGGAUCUAAUUCGAAGACGUCAAUUUGAUGUAUCCCAGUUGCGAGUCCUCGUUAUUGACGAGGCCGACAACAUGCUGGAUCAGCAAGGUCUAGGCGACCAAUGUAGCCGAGUUAAGAAGAUGCUACCUCAGAACAUCCAGAUCCUCUUAUUUUCUGCCACCUUCCCUGAAAAGGUUAUGAAAUACGCCAUGUCUUUUGCACCUAACGCAAACAUGAUCAAGCUGAAGGUGCAGGAGCUCACGGUCAAGGGAAUUUCACAGAUGUACAUGGAUUGUCCUUCGGAAUCGGAUAAAUACGACAUUCUCUGCAAGUUAUACGGUUUGAUGAACAUUGGUUCCUCUAUUAUUUUUGUUAAGACAAGAGAAAGCGCCACCCAGAUCCAGCAAAAAAUGACAAACGAUGGCCAUAAGGUAUCAGUCCUUCACGGUGCCUACGAAGGAAGUGCGAGAGACGCAUUAUUAGAGGAGUUCCGAACUGGAAAGUCCAAGGUCCUCAUUACUACCAACGUGCUUGCCCGUGGAAUAGAUGUAUCCACAGUCUCCAUGGUCAUUAAUUACGACAUUCCGAUGAAAGGGGUAGGAGAUAGCAUGCAUGACACGGAGACCUACCUCCACCGUAUUGGUAGGACUGGUCGUUUUGGCCGCGUUGGUGUCAGUAUUACUUUUAUCUCGGACAAGAAGAGCUUUGAUGCUCUCAAUGCUAUCGCGCACGAUCUCGAGAUCGACUUGGUCGCGUUGAAGCCCGACGACUGGGAUGAAACAGAAGCGCAGGUUCAGCGAGUAAUCAAGUCGAGCCGAGCUCAGGCAGAUUACGUUCCGAGCGGAGGAGCUGCUUAGGGGUCCCAGGAUUAAAUCGGAAUUGACCUACCAAGUAUGGAACGGGCCAUUUCCCCUCCAUUUUCGCGUGUUGAGUUAUGGAUGCGACCACAUCGAUAACAAGACGACUUCGGCGCAAACUACGCGGGCAUUUCACGAAGUUGUUGGUGUUGGUGUUGGUGAUGUUUUUCCAUUCUCUGGAGAUGCUCAAUAAAUAAUAAUCCUACACGAGAGGAUUGUAGUUGAUGAGAGAUGAUCAGAUACCUAUUCUCAAUAAAAAAAAAGUCAUUUAAUUUUCCUA